AUGGCGGAACGUGGUGCGGUAUCUGAACAUGAUGUCAUCUCCAAGCUUCUGAUAAACUACUCCACCAGCGCACGGCCGGUUCAACACCCCUCGGACAUCACUACCGUCUACUUUGACGUGGCCCUGGCACAGAUUGUACAACUGUACCAGGACACGAAGGAGCAGGUACUGACAACGAAUCUAUGGAUACGCCAGUCGUGGACUGACAAGUUUCUCACCUGGAAGCCCGAAGAGAACGGCGGCAUUACUGAGCUCCACAUCAACAGUGAGACAAUAUGGCGGCCAGACACCGUCCUGUAUAACAGGAUCCACGACGAAGGUUGGUCGGCGACUCCGGAUACCAACGCCAUCAUCCAGCACACCGGUGACGUGUUCUGGCCAUAUCCGGUCACCGUCCGCAGCCCCUGUCUCCUGGACGUCAGCCUUUUCCCCUACGACGUCCAAAGAUGUCCGCUGGAGUUCGGCUCCUGGACCUAUGCGGAAAACAAGCUCGAAUUGGUGAACGUGUCGUCACAGGGAUUCACCGGAGAGUUCAUACUAAACGGAGAGUGGGAGCUUCUAUCCUUUGACGCAGACAUUCACAUCCACAGGAACCUUUCGGGGGGACAUUUUUCGACUAUUGAGUACACCGUAGAAAUAUCGCGUAGGGCACUGUACUAUAGCUACUACGUGGUGGGGCCGAGUGUUCUCCUUGGAAUAUUAGCUCUUUUGGGGUUUUGUUUGUCUUCAGGUACAGGUGAGAAGUUGGCCAUGAGCAUCACAACGCUGUUAUCACUGAUCGUCUUCUUCCAGCUGGUGAUAGACAAGCUACCUCCGACAUCAAUAAACAUACCGCUGAUAGGAAAAUUCUUCGGAGGUGUCAUCUUCUUGGUCACCCUGUCGUCGGUCAUGACCAUCUUCGUCCUCAGCCUGCAUUUCCAAGGUCCAAAAGUCAAACCCGUCCCACAGUGGCUCCGCUCCAUGUUCUUCAUGGGUCCUCCCAAGGUUUGUUUGUUUGUGCUGAAGGUCAAAGUCGUCAGGAAGGACGAUGAGAGCAAAGCGAAGGUCAACGGAGGUACUAAGUCAUCCAACCCUGACGUCACGGCGAUCUCGCGCUCUCUCGCGAGAAUUGAACAAUGCGUCGCCAACUUUGUAGAAGAUUACGAGAAGAAAUCUUUCACCAUGGGUUUACGUAAGGAGUGGGAAUUCUUGGCCAGACAAAUCGACAAGUGUCUCUUGGUGAUUUUUCUGCUCGCCUUUGUCGUCAUGACCAUUUCCAUGCUUGUCUCCGAUCUGGUAAACCCUAAUUACAAGUCGGCUACGGGUCACGCCCACUAG
This is a messenger RNA of Branchiostoma floridae (Florida lancelet), 1317 nucleotides long. RefSeq names its product neuronal acetylcholine receptor subunit alpha-10-like. Bases 1 to 1317 code for a protein of 438 amino acids. Gene Ontology annotation, biological process: nervous system process; synaptic transmission, cholinergic; monoatomic ion transmembrane transport. Gene Ontology annotation, cellular component: membrane; synapse; neuron projection. The transcript has 7 exons. NCBI's taxonomy places the organism in Eukaryota, Metazoa, Chordata, Leptocardii, Amphioxiformes, Branchiostomatidae. The record is from RefSeq and is a predicted model, not a curated record. Gene Ontology annotation, molecular function: extracellular ligand-gated monoatomic ion channel activity; acetylcholine receptor activity; acetylcholine binding.